AUGAAGCUACUGUUGCUUGGCCUGGCUGCACUGAUCAUUUGUGGGCUAAUUUCCCCUACCAGGGGAGAUCUGCUCCAGCUGAGGAAGAUGAUCAAGAAAAUGACUGGGAAGCCAAUCACGCAUUACAUCAGUUAUGGCUGCUUCUGUGGCUGGGGAGGCAAAGGACAGCCCCUGGAUGCCUCUGAUGGGUGCUGCCAAGUUCAUGACUGCUGUUAUGAAAAGCUAAAAGAAAAAAAAUGUUUAGCCAAAUUGAGUUCGUAUAAAUAUAGCAUCCGCAAUGGGCAAAUCCACUGUGGUGGCAACAAAUGGUGUGAAAGGAAGAGUUGUGAGUGUGACAAAGAGAUUGCCCUCUGUCUCCGCAAAGAGAUGAACACAUACCACUCUAAGUAUCGCUGGAUUCGCUGGUACAAAAGGAAUUGGUGCAAGAAGCCUACAACCCCCUGCUCAUCUGUGAAGUCCUGA
Molecule: messenger RNA, 462 nt
Organism: Phascolarctos cinereus (koala)
Lineage: Eukaryota; Metazoa; Chordata; Mammalia; Diprotodontia; Phascolarctidae
Source: RefSeq, a predicted model, not a curated record